Molecule: messenger RNA, 2334 nt
Organism: Argentina anserina (silverweed cinquefoil)
Lineage: Eukaryota; Viridiplantae; Streptophyta; Magnoliopsida; Rosales; Rosaceae
Product: subtilisin-like protease SBT5.3
Biological process (GO): proteolysis
Molecular function (GO): serine-type endopeptidase activity
Source: RefSeq, a predicted model, not a curated record
AUGGGACAUUCUUCACUUCUGCCUCCUUUUCUUCUGUCUCUUCUUCUCUACUCUCUGUUUCAGACGCCGGCAGAUGCAGCCAAACAGUCUUACAUUGUGUACUUGGGAGCACAAAGCCAUGGCCUGAACCCUACAGACGCUGAACUCGAAGCCACAACGGAUUCCCACUAUGAUUUGCUUGGAACUGUUUUGGGAAGCAAUGAGAGGGCCCAAGAAGCAAUGUUUUACUCCUAUACUAGUAACAUCAAUGGCUUUGCUGCAAUUUUAGAUGAACAAGAGGCUUCACAGAUUGCAAAGGAUCCAAAUGUUGUGUCUAUUUUUCCAAACAGAAGACUAAAAUUGCAUACAACUCAUUCAUGGGAGUUUUUGGGACUAGAAGAUAAACUCGGAGUACCUCGUCACGGUUCGCUUUGGAAGAAAGCCAAGUUUGGUGAAGAUACAAUCAUUGGAAACCUUGACACUGGUGUCUGGCCGGAAUCAGAGAGCUUUAACGAUAUUGGAUUUGGACCAGUCCCAUCCAAGUGGCGUGGAGCUUGUCGGUUUGACACCGAAGACAAAGUUCGUUGCAAUAGGAAGCUGAUCGGAGCAAGGUACUUCAACAAAGGCUACUUCGCGUAUGCCAAAGCCAAUAAUGACACCAUUCCAUCUAAUGUCAUGGUCUCGCCACGCGACCAGGAAGGCCAUGGCUCACAUACCCUUUCAACAGCUGGUGGUAGCUUUGUGCCAGGGGCCAAUGUUUUUGGUCAUGGCAAUGGCACUGCUAAAGGUGGAUCCCCGAAAGGUCGUGUUGCUGCUUACAAAGUUUGCUGGCCAAGUAUUGGUGAAACAGAAGGAGGGUGUUUCACUGCAGACAUCAUGGCAGCCUUUGAUGCCGCAAUCAGUGACGGUGUUGAUGUUCUUUCCUUGUCUCUCGGUGGUGAUCCUGUAGAGUUUUUCGAGGAUGGGAUCGCAAUAGGGUCAUUCCAUGCGGAUAAGCAUGGAAUCGUUGUGGUGUGCUCAGCCGGCAAUUCAGGACCUUCCCCGAGUACAGUAUCUAAUGUGGCACCUUGGAUGUUAACAGUUGGAGCUAGCACCCUUGAUCGCGAGUUCACUAGUUAUCUAUCCUUUGGAAAGGGAAAGCAUCUGAAGGGAACAAGUCUUUCCUCUAAAAGUUUGCCGUCUAACAAGUUUUAUCAUGUUAUAAGUGGUGCCGUUGCUAAAGCAGCUACUGCGCUUCCUGAAAAUUCCUUGCUGUGUUUGAAUGGAACCCUCGACCCAAAGAAGGUGAAGGGAAAAAUCGUGGUCUGCGUACGUGGGACGAAUGGGAGAACAGAAAAGGGAGAGGUAGCUGCUCUUGCUGGGGCUGUUGGAAUGGUUUUGAUUAAUGAUGAGGAAAGUGGAAAUGAACUUAUAGCUGAUCCUCAUGUGCUCCCGGCUACACAUCUCACUUAUGCUGAUGGAAAAGUUGUCUUUAAGUACCUCAAUUCUACCAAAACCCCAUUUGCUCUCAUUACUCCUGUCAAGACGGUAGAAGGAACAAAGCCAGCUCCAUUUAUGGCUGCAUUCUCAUCUCGGGGACCAAGUGCCAUUGAGCCAUCAAUCCUUAAGCCUGACAUCAUAGCACCAGGAGUGGAUAUAAUUGCUGCUUAUACUGGAGCAGUUAGUCCAACUGGUUCAAAGAAUGACAAGCGUCGCCCACUUUACAUUACAGAAUCUGGAACUUCUAUGUCAUGCCCUCAUAUAUCUGGAAUUGUUGGUCUUCUGAAAACAAUCCCGUCAUGGAGCCCCGCUGCCAUUAGAUCUGCAAUCAUAACCACAGCAAGAAGACGCGACAACAAUCAGGAAUCAAUUCUCGAUUCAACUAAGGUGCCGGCUACACCACUUGCUUAUGGUGCAGGCCAUGUCAAUCCAAAUCGUGCAGCAAACCCAGGACUUGUCUAUGAUUUAACUACUGAUGACCACUUGAAUUUCUUAUGUGCUCACGGAUACAAUGCAUCAGUCAAAGUGUUUUCCAACAAACCAGUCAAAUGUUCCAACACUUCUAGCCCUCCUGAUAUAAACUAUCCUACAAUUGCAGUUCCUAAUCUCCAAGACAAACCGAUUACCAUUUCUAGAAGAGUGAAGAAUGUUGGUACUCCAGGCACAUAUGCAGCACAUGUUAAUGCACCAGCAGGAGUUUCUGUUUUGGUUCACCCUAGCAAAUUGACAUUCAAGUCCAUUGGUGAAGAGCUUGAAUUCAAGCUCACGCUGAAGGCGAAUAGCAAGGUUCGAAAUCCAAACUAUGUGUUUGGAGAAUUGAAAUGGUCCGAUGGCAAACACAUUGUGAGGAGUCCUAUUGCUGUGAUGCAAUACUAG